This is a messenger RNA of Cryptomeria japonica (Japanese cedar), 594 nucleotides long. RefSeq lists its product as uncharacterized. NCBI's taxonomy places the organism in Eukaryota, Viridiplantae, Streptophyta, Pinopsida, Cupressales, Cupressaceae. The record is from RefSeq and is a predicted model, not a curated record. The transcript is spliced from 3 exons. The coding region runs from base 1 to 594 and encodes 197 amino acids.
AUGAAGCCGAGGCCGGAGCGGACGCGGGCUCGGAGCGGCGCCGAAGGAAGACCCGGGAGGCGGGCUGGGGGCGCCGCUGGUGACGCCGGAGCAGAGGGUGGCGGAGCAACUGGACGAGCCGGGAGCUGCACGGGAGGCGGCGCCGUAGGCCGGGAGGGGGCGCCGAGGAGGCGCUGCAGCAGAGCCGGGACGGGAGGCAGCGCCGCAGGCCGGGAGGCGGUCGGUGGCGCAGGAGCCGGAGCGGCGGCCGAGGGCGGUAGCGCGUGCUGCGGGAGGUGUCUGGUACAGUCGGCCAGCGUCGCAGAACGGGCGGAGGGCACUGCCGGGAGGAGGGGACAGACGGCGCACGGCACGGUCGACGGCGUGUACGGGCGCUGUCAGGCACGGAGCACGGCGUCUGCGGCACAGGUACGGUUUCUGCGCACCUGCAGGGACACGCUGCACGGGGGGGGGGAAAUGAACAUAACUAAACUGGCAGCACCUACAUCAGAUAAAAAUGUUGAACCAGUUACUCCAACAGUAUCAAAAAAUUCAACAGCGACUGAAGAUCAGAACAGAGGAACAGAAAAUCGGAAGAAUCCUAGUGGGAAUUGA